This is a messenger RNA of Strongylocentrotus purpuratus (purple sea urchin), 3117 nucleotides long. RefSeq names its product dynein intermediate chain 2, ciliary (gene dnai1). The record is from RefSeq and is a predicted model, not a curated record. Lineage: Eukaryota; Metazoa; Echinodermata; Echinoidea; Camarodonta; Strongylocentrotidae. Gene Ontology annotation, biological process: cilium movement; outer dynein arm assembly. Gene Ontology annotation, molecular function: dynein heavy chain binding; dynein light chain binding. Gene Ontology annotation, cellular component: outer dynein arm. Bases 103 to 2244 code for a protein of 713 amino acids. The transcript is spliced from 19 exons.
UGCUCAGUUACCUUAACAACAGACGGCUUCCGUAGUCACUGAAGUCGUUGUGUGAUCAAUAUUCCGAAUAUUUAGCAAUCUCUAACUAUUGCCUAGAGAGGAAUGCCGGUAAAAUCAAUAAAGACCAAAGGGGGGUCCACCCAAGGCGGAAGCCAAGCAGGUGGAGCUAGUACCCUGAAGGUUAAUAAAGCUAGAGCACCAGUCAAAGGCAAGAAGGAUGAUGAUGAUGCCACAGAGGCUGGAGAACAUGGAGGUGAGGAGUGGAUGCAGACAAAGUCUUUGAUAAAGCCUGAUGAUCAGCUGGAGUUAAAUGAAGUGGAGCUGAAGGAAGAAUUCACCAGAAUUCUUACAGCCAACAAUCCUCAUGCUCCACAGAAUAUUGUCAGAUACAGCUUCAAGGAUAAUUCUUUCAAGCAGACAUCCCAUGUUGACCAACUAGCCAUCCAUUUCUCACUGGAUGGUAACAUGAUCCACAAAGACUCGGAUGAAGCUAGGAGACAACAACAGAGACAUGGUGCUUCUGAAGCAAUCAGUGACCAGGCUAUCAGUGAAGUUGGAGAGGAGAAGAAAGAGGAAGAUGGAGAGCAGAAAACAGAAGAGGGUGAGAAUCAAGAGGAAGGUUCUGAGCCCAAGGAAGGUGAGAAGAGGGAUGAGGAGGCUACCCCUGCUCCUGGUGAGGCCAAGUCUGAUCAGAAACUCACCAAUCAGUUUAACUUCAGUGAGAGAGCCUCACAGACAUACAACAACCCAUACAGGGAAAGAGGAACACAGACUGAGCCACCACCCCGUGCUAACUUCUCAUCUACUGCCAAUCAAUGGGAGAUAUAUGAUGCAUACAUGGAUGAUCUUGAGAAGCAGGCUGAGGAAAAAGCUAAGGAGAAGAAGGCUGCACCUACCAAGAAGGAUGAGGAUAAGAACAAGAAGAAGCUGACAGCCUUGGAAACCCAAUCAGAUGAUAUGAGUCGCAUCAGUCAUGCUGCUAAGAUCAUUGAGAGGAUGGUCAAUCAGAACACUUUUGAUGACGUUUCACAAGAUUUCAAGUACUACGAAGACAUGUCUGAUGAGUUCCGAGACCAGGAAGGAACUCUCUUGCCCCUCUGGAAGUUCUCCUAUGACAAGUCCAAGCGUCUGGCUGUCACUUCGGUGUGCUGGAAUCCCAAGUAUAAGGAUCUCUUUUGCGUUGCCCAUGGAUCAUAUGAUUUCAUGAAGCAAUCUCGUGGCAUGAUCCUCUUCUACACACUCAAGAACCCAUCUUUCCCUGAGUUCGUCUAUCCUACUGACAGCGGUGUGAUGUGCAUUGACAUCCAUCCCGAGCACCCUUACCUGAUCUGUGUUGGCUACUAUGAUGGUUCUGUUGGAGUCUUCAAUGUGACAACCACUGAUGCUAACCCUGUCUUUCAAAGCACAGCUAAGACUGGCAAGCACACAGAUCCAGUCUGGCAGGUGGCCUGGCAAAAGGAUGAUCUGGACAACAACCUCAACUUCUUUUCUGUAUCGUCAGAUGGACGAGUAGUUGCAUGGACAUUAGUCAAGAAUGAAUUGACGUACACUGAUGUGAUUCAGCUUCAGCUUGAUUCAGCUCCUCAAGAUGGCCCUGAAGGAACUCAACUAACACCUCUAGGCUGUGGUACCUGCUUUGACUUCCACAAGCAGACAGACUACCUGUUCCUUGUGGGUACAGAAGAGGGUAAGAUCCACAAGUGUUCCAAGGCCUACUCCAGCCAGUUCCUGGACACGUUUGAUGCCCAUCACAUGGCUGUCUACAAGGUGAUGUGGAACCACUUCCAUCCGAAGAUCUUCAUCUCCUGCAGUGCCGACUGGAGCGUCAAGAUCUGGGACCACACCUACAGGAAUGGGCCAAUGUUCACCUUUGACCUUGGAAGUGCAGUUGGUGAUGUAGCCUGGGCUCCUUACUCCUCUACAGUCUUUGCAGCAGUCACAGCAGAUGGCAAGGUGCAUGUGUUUGACCUCAAUCUCAACAAGUAUGAGCCGAUCUGCGAGCAGGCUGUGGUACAGAAGAAGAAGACCAAGCUGACUCACGUCACCUUCAACCCAAACUUCCCCAUCCUGCUGGUGGGUGACGACCGGGGCUACAUCUCCAGCCUCAAGCUCUCCCCCAACCUCAGGAAGGUGCCCAAGGACAAGAAGGGGGCCGUCCUCAACCACGGACCAGAGGCUGAGAUCGCCAAGAUGGACAAGCUGCUAGCCCUAGUCAGGGAGCCACCCAAGGAUAACAAGAGCUAAGAGCUAGGAGGACAUCCCCAGCAAUAUGGUUGGUCUAGGAGGAUUGAAACGGGAAUGAAUUCACUAAUAAACAACAGUUUAGCCAAGUGGAACAGACUUGAUCAGAUUUAUUUGACUUUUUGUUGUUGAUACACAUGCUUAUGUGUUCUUCAUUUCAUGAUAUUGAAUUUAGCACACUAUGAAAUUAACAUACAUUUUUGGAUACACAUGCUUAUGUGUUCUUCAUUUCAUGAUAUUGAAUUUAGCAAACUCUGAAAUUAACAUACAUUAUAUGAAGUUUGUCUUUGGGGAAGAGGGGGGGGGGGGGGAUGUAUCAAACGCUACACAGGUCAUCAAAGAUAAAUAGUUACUUCCUCGAGUACAUCUUCUAUUUGAUUAAUGAUCUUGACAUGCAUAUUCAUGAUUUCCUCCAACAUUAAAUGCUAUUUUAUUUUUCUGGACACAAUGGAACAAUAUAUCUAACUGAAAAUCCUUACAAGGAAGGGAAUUAUGUAUAUUCCCCUUUCAAUUUUCAUACUUGUACAAAGGAAACAUGUGGCCUUUCUCCUCUUAUAUUUUAAUGUUUUGGAUCAUUACUGAGUUGUACAUAUGUAUAUUACUAGAGUGUGUAUAAAUUUCAAGAACAGAAGGAUACAAAAGUCUAUUCAAGUACAAUUUUGUCAUUGAACUUACCUAAGAUAUAUUACUUUUCUCCUGCCUAAUUUCGCCCAUUUUUGUUGUAUUUUUUUCAUUCUCUUAAUGGAAAUAAAACUCAAUUAUCACAUUUAUUUUACUUCUACUAGCUAUUUUUUUCUUCUGUGAUAUAAAAAUUGAAUAUGUGCUUAUUUAUUUUUCAUAAAGGUCUGUAUGGAAAACACACAUUAAUAUUACAGA